AGCGGACGCCCGCGACUUCGUCCGCGUAAAAGUCGUUGUAAACUUUCAACUACCCCUAUCCUAUCCUACCCUAACCUACCUCUACCCUACCCUAUCCCAACCCUACCCUACCCCUACCCUACACUACCCCUACCCUACUCAUUAAGGCUGAACUUCUUUAUUUAUUCCUCCCACCGCGAGUCGCGUCGAGCGCGGCAACCGUCGUUACACAAAAAUAAUCCUUAAAGUCUUUAAAGCAUGAAUUAGUAUUCACGCGCAAUGGCUUAGCGUAUUUCAUGUAUAACUUUGGUGUUUCUUUACCGAUUUGUAUGAUUCUUUUUUUAUUAACACAUUUAGUGCUCACUACUCGGAUCCGAGUUGGGAGGGGGGAUAGUAGCGGUGCCGCGCACUCGGAUCCGAGUGACCGGCCUGUGCAUUUUGUAGUAGUCAGUAAGCCGCCGGCGUUUGAGGUGAGUUUAUGUUGGUUUGCGCGACCGCUCUGAAACAUAUUCAACUUACGAAAACGCGUAUUGGUUUCAUUAUAACAGUGUAAUUGUGACUUUUACACACGAUCGUAUCAAAGCUAUUUUUGCACUAAAAUGGACAAUAAGGCUGGACCGUCUGGAAGUAAAUCUACGAGUAGUUCUAGAAAAAAGCGUCGGCAAAGUGAUGACUAUGAGUCUGACUAUAGUGAUGAGGAUGUGUAUUCUCAAAGAGCUGAUGAAGACUCUUCAAGUUCAGAGGACUCUUCUAGUUGCGGCAGUGAUGAUAGUAUCUUUGAUACUAGACUGAAGCAAAAGACGACCAGCCGUGUACCACCAGCUCAACCUUCAAGGUCAUCUGCCCCAAAGACGACAAGCCAUAUACCACUAGCUCAACCUUCAAGGUCACCUGCCUCAAAGACAGUCAGCUGUGUACCACCACCUCAACCUUCAAGUUCAUCUGCAUCAAAACGUGGUUUAUGUGAGUCAGAUGGAAGGGCUAUCAUUCAAUGUAAGCGAUUAAGACCUUCAUUUAGGGAUGGCCCCACGCGUAAUAAUUCUACUCAAUCGUUGAAGUUACCAGAUCUAAAUAGUUCCUCAGCAUCGAAGUCAGCGCCUCGACUACUGGAAUUUGAUGGAGACGGUAGCUUUGAAUUCAAUUCUGAAAUUGACUGCCGUCCUACAUCGCCGAAUAUCGUACAGGACUAUGGAGAUUUUUUGCCGGAUAUACCAAUUAACCCUACCAGUUCAACACCUAGCGUAUCUCUUCUGAGAUCCGAUGCGAUCACCCCCAACCUUUCGCCAGAACGUGAUGACGUCUCUCCAUCAAUUAUGGCUGUUCGGAGAUCUGGAAGUCGUACUCCAGACUUACCCGAUGAUUUUUAUCUAUCACCCAAUAACUCACCCUCUGGUCAAGGAGCCACUACCACCUGGAGCAGUGAUCCAAGCUCCAUGAAAAGCUUAGAGUUUACUAAGGAACAGGAACUCUUAGUGCCGCCUCCAACUGAUCCUUACGAAGCAUUCCGACUAAUGAUUGAUGACGAGUUGUUAGAUCUUAUAGUUCGCGAGACCAACGCGAACGCAAUAAGAGUCGGUAAUGCACAAAACGUCAAACAAAACUCCAGAAUAAAAUCUUGGAAAGAUUUAACAAAGGAAGAACUGCUGACAUUUUUAGGACUCCUUCUUCACACAGGAACAAUUCGACUAAACCGUUUAAGUGAUUAUUGGAAACGACACUAUUUGUUUAAUAUUCCAUGCUUCGGACAAUUCAUGUCACGAAAUCGUUUUUUACUUAUUUUACGAUGCCUACACUUUACGUCUGUAACCAGUGAAGAAGACCGUCUCAAUAAAAUCCGACCAUUCAUGGAUCAUUUUAACAAUAAAAUGAAAACUAUUUACUGUCCAGGUAAAGAGCUAUCAUUGGAUGAGUCCAUGGUAUUGUGGCGCGGUCGGUUGCUGUUCCGACAAUAUAUAAAAAACAAACGGCAUAAAUAUGGCAUUAAACUCUAUGUUUUAGCAGAACCAGAUGGUACGGUCUUGAAAUUUCAAGUUUACGCCGGUGCUAAUGAUGAGACAUCAGGGCAAGGACAUAGUAGUAAGAUUGUCUUCAAACUACUAGAAGAGAGACUGGACUGUGGCCAUCAUGUAUACAUGGAUAAUUAUUAUAAUUCUUAUGGCCUGGCUGUGAAAUUGCUAGAUCGACAGACAUACUGCACAGGAACGUUAAGAAAAAACAGGAAAGAUAAUCCCGUCGAAAUUGGCUCUGUUUCACUGGAAAAGGGAGAAAACAAAUCCUUGUUCUUGAACGGCGUUCAUGUCGGAAAAUGGAGGGAUAAGCGAUACGUUCUGUAUAUUUCUACAGAACACGGUAGUGAGAUGAUGGAGACUACUUCCAAAAGAGGAUCUAUAGUAGUGAAACCAAUGGCAAUCGUUCAUUACAAUAAUUUUAUGUCGGGUGUUGAUCUUCAAGAUCAGAUGUUGGCAUACUAUCCAGUCCAAAGGAAGACGCUGCGUUGGUACAAGAAGCUGUUUGUGCAUAUGCUGCAAAUGAGCCUUACUAAUGCAUUGCACUUGUACAAUACAUUUUCGGCGAAUGACAAAUUAAAUCUAUAUGAUUUCCGUAUGAAGAUACUGGAGAAGCUUUUACCUGAUCCUAAUGAUGUAAAUCGACGCAAUGUUUUGAAAGUGAAACACGAACUCACAAAAAUAGAAAAGACCCGGACGAGAGUUAAGACAGUAGGAAGAGUCACGAAACAAACUAUCGAAGUAGUCCGAAAAGAAUGCAAAGGUUGCAAAUCACAGAAAAAAAAUGUUCAAACAAUUUAUGAAUGUAAGCAAUGUGAAGGUUCUCCAGGUUUCUGUACAAAAUGUUUCUGCCUAGCACAUUCAUAAUUGUUUUCAUUAAAUUUUAUUGUUUUGUUACCUAUGUGGUUAAAAUUUUCAGAAUAUUUUUUAUUCCUUUGUACCUUUAUGUGAGUGACUCACCUUUAUUCUGUGACAAGUUUUCAAUUAAACUUAUAAUUAUUACGUACUGAUACUUUUGAUUGUAUGGCUUUGAUUUGAUUUUUGAUAAAUAUUAUUGUAUCGCUCAGAUUUAUGAAUGUCUUCCUCAAUAAAUAAUUAUUCAAAUGCG
Bicyclus anynana (squinting bush brown) is the source of this 3093-nucleotide messenger RNA. Its product is annotated as piggyBac transposable element-derived protein 4-like. The record is from RefSeq and is a predicted model, not a curated record. The transcript has 2 exons. Bases 579 to 2852 code for a protein of 757 amino acids. NCBI's taxonomy places the organism in Eukaryota, Metazoa, Arthropoda, Insecta, Lepidoptera, Nymphalidae.